Molecule: messenger RNA, 3067 nt
Organism: Cimex lectularius (bed bug)
Lineage: Eukaryota; Metazoa; Arthropoda; Insecta; Hemiptera; Cimicidae
Gene: kat80
Product: katanin p80 WD40 repeat-containing subunit B1
Exons: 17
Coding region: 188-2575 (795 amino acids)
Biological process (GO): microtubule severing; microtubule depolymerization
Cellular component (GO): katanin complex
Molecular function (GO): microtubule binding
Source: RefSeq, a predicted model, not a curated record
CCGAACGGAGCAUGAGCAAUCCAGUUUGAUGUUAAUGUAUCGAUGUUUUUCUCCGGAGAGAUUUCACACCAGGAGAGAAUCAACCGUCCAAAGGAAUCAACAGGAGAUCUAGGAGGAAAUCCGUACAGUUAUGCACCGAAACGGUGGAAAAUAGGAUUUGACGAAUUGAAACCAGAGAUAAAAAACCAUGGCUGGGCCUAAUCCUCAUUACAAGAAACUUGCGGACUUUGUAGCCCACGGAGGCAAUGUGACCUGCCUAGCACUUGGACAUAUAAGCGGUCGAGUGCUAGCUACAGGUGGGACUGACAGGAAAGUCAAUCUAUGGGCAAUAGGCAAACCCAACAGAAUACUGAGUUUAAACGGACAUUCUACGGCUAUUCAGUGCGUACGAUUUGGGCACACAGAAAGUCAUGUUUAUGCUGGUUCGAGUGCAGGAGCCCUUAUGACAUGGGAUCUUGAAGCCAAAUGUGUAUUUAGGACGCUGACCGGACACAAAAGCUCGAUUAAAACCAUCGAUUUCCACCCGUAUGGCGAUUUCAUUUCAUCUGGAUGUUCUGAUACCUUAAUCAAGCUUUGGGAUAUUCGAAGGAAAGGAUGUCUUUACACUUACCGCGGGCAUACUGGGGCUGUAAACAGCCUAAAAUUCAGCCCGGAUGGUAAUUGGCUAGCAUCUGCUGGCCAUGAAGGAAUAGUUAAGUUAUGGGACUUGAGGAUGGGCAAAAUGUUGUAUGAAUUUUCUGAACAUAGUGGUCCUGUGAUGUCUAUAGAAUUCCAUCCCCGUGAAUUACUUAUUGCUUCUGCUAGUCAAGACAAUACCGUCAACUUUUGGGAUUUGGAGCGAUUCACUCUAGUUUCUUCUACUGAUAAAGAAGUUCCUAAUGCCAGGUGCUUACAUUUCAAUUCAAAUGGUGAAUUUUUAUAUGCCGGAGUUUCUGAUAAUUUGAGAGUUUAUGGCUGGGAACCAGCGAGGACACUAAGCACAUUACAAAUACCAUGGGGAAAUGUGCAUGAUUUGACAACAACUUUAGAUUCAAAAUUGAUUGGAGCAUCAUUUCAUUCGACAAAUGUUUCAGUUUGGCUGGUUGAUCCUUCAUUCCAGACCCAUUGUCCUCUUCCUGAUUCGACAACUUCCUCUUUCUCCCACAGUAACCCCCUUCGCAAAAGUUUCACCAAAGUCAAACCAACACCUGAAGUGAAAAGAGCAUUGACUGUUAAGACUAUAGAGGAGUCAGAAAGGUCAGAAACAGAUCCAGAAGAUGAAAAUUUAAAUGAUAUACCAAAUGUUGAAGAUUACCAUCGUGUGUUCCAACCCAGUAGGAACUUGAAUCGAAGUCCUCCAAUAUGUAUUUAUGCUGGUUCUCCUAUACCAAAAUCAUCAGGAUCGCCAACACCUCCGACUAUACCAGUGGUUGUAGAUGAACCCGAACAAGACACUACUUAUCUCAUGGAAACUAUUACAUUACCAGAUGAGCCAGUUGUUGACAAUCAAGAGCCCGUUUUUCUUGAACCAACUGGUUCUUCAUUGGUAAAUGUUGUCAUGGAACGAAGGAGAUCGAUUUCUCCGCAUAGCAUUGAUAUGAGCAGGCGGCAAAGGAUGUCCAGGGAUGAAUCGAUGGAUCAGGAGCCUGAAUUCCCCGUCAAACUCAGCAGUAUACACCAUAGUAGCAGUGAGACCAACAUACCAAGAGCGGCUUCAACCCCUCAUACCAAGAAUAGCAAGCCCAAUCCCCGGCCACAUGGUCCUUCAAAUUUAGUAAAGACAUUGUUGAGGGAAACAAAAAGUGAUAGAGGUUCUUCAUCUUCUCACGGGCAUCAUAAUUCACAGUCAAUGACAAAUGUGAACAGUCAUGUAAACUCAAAUUCAAAUAAUCAACCAAACUCCCAUGUUAUAUCGCACAUAAAUAGUCAUUCAAGAGUUAAUCAAGAAUUUGAUGAUUUUAUACCGAUGCCAACAGAUAGGCCAACUGGUUUAAUAGAUUUCGACGAGUUCGUUCCGAGAUCAUAUCAACGUGGCUCGGAGUAUUCACAGUCUAUACCUGAAAAGUCAGAAGCAGAAGUCUUGUCUUCGAUGAUGAGAGGAAAUGAAUCUUUGAUGGUGAUACUUGAUAACAGAGGUUUAAAAUUGCAGACAUUUUACUCACUGUGGCAAAGUCAAGAUUUAAAAGCCGCAGCUGAAGCAGCUGUUAGUGAUACGGAUCCUUUUGUUAUGGCAGAUUUUCUCCGAGCGAUUAUUUCAAGGCCAAAUAUGUGGAGUUUGGAUAUUUGUGUGAUUCUUCUACCUACAAUUCACACUCUUCUUCAAAGCACAUUUGAAUCGCAUAUGAAGAUCGGAUGCGACGCUUUGAGGCUUAUACUGAAGAAUUUUUCGCCUGUGAUAAAAACGAACGUCCUGUCCGGCCCUGUUGCCCUCGGCGUCGACAUAACAAGAGAAGAAAGGUACGAAAAGUGUAUAAAAUGUUACAACAGCCUUCUUGACAUCAGGUCUUUCCUCCUGAAGAGGCAGACGCUUCAGGGUCCGCUCGGCCAGGCCUUCAGGGAUCUUCACAUCUCACUCCAAACGAUAGACUCGAACUAACAAGACUGAUUAUAAAAUAAACACCUCGUACUCGACUAAUAACCGUCGAAUCCUGCAACUCAAUCGGAGUGUAGCCUAUUUAUAUUCCAACUGGUAUGUCGCCAUCAGUGGAAAAUGUUGUUUUGUAAAUAACACUUAAAAAAUGAAAUUGGACUUCACUGAAGUCCCACACUGGAAGAAAAUUGUUGAAAACAAAAAUGUGUCUCCGUCCUAAAUGCCUUUUAAAAUUAUUACAUUAUCCCCUUAGUUCAGAUAUUUUUACAUUAAACGAACAUUUUUUAAUUAGUGCCUUUUUAAUAUUAAUGAAAUAUAUACUAAAUUUAACACACUUGUUAACGUAAUUACUCGUUUUUUCUCGAUAAUACGAUUCUAAAGAGCAUUUGCACAUCCUAGGCAAUCAUAACAAUUUGUACAGUGCCAUUUAUUUACUUUUUAUUUAUUAAAUCAAUCAUAAAUUAUUAAAACUAAAAUAAAAAUAAACAAAAUUGUAUA